Chanos chanos (milkfish) is the source of this 4317-nucleotide messenger RNA. It is a transcript of the gene nphp4, whose product is annotated as nephronophthisis 4. The record is from RefSeq and is a predicted model, not a curated record. Gene Ontology annotation, biological process: protein localization to ciliary transition zone; negative regulation of canonical Wnt signaling pathway. Bases 1 to 4317 code for a protein of 1438 amino acids. NCBI's taxonomy places the organism in Eukaryota, Metazoa, Chordata, Actinopteri, Gonorynchiformes, Chanidae. The transcript has 29 exons. Gene Ontology annotation, cellular component: ciliary transition zone; ciliary basal body; cytoskeleton.
AUGACCGAGUGGAAAAAAGUUUUCGAGUGCGCGCGAGUGAUUCCACCACACAGCCAGACAGUCCGUCAAGCUCAAGGACCGUCUCAAGGUUUUCAACUCGCUUUCAGGCAGCUUGAAGGACUUCAGGUUAGACAGCAACUUUCAGACGAGUCUAAUGCGGCCAAGUACCAGCUGCGAGUGACACUGUUUGACACCAACCACCACCAGUUUUUCGGAAGGACAUGGAGGAGUCUGCCUCAUGAAACAAAAUUCAACCAAGGCCAGCCCAACAGAAUACUGUUUAAUGAGGUCGUCUACUUCCACACCUCUCUAAAGCUGAGCAGUGUGGUGGCGGUGGUGGAACUGGUAUUGCUAUCUCACAAGGCAGAUGGUACCCAGAAUGCCACUGGGGCUGGAUUUGGGAUCCUGCAUCUCUUCUCCAGCAAAAUGGAAGCCCAGGGAUCCAAAGGGGAAUGCAGGUUGAGUCUGUUCCAUGGCACUCCCAGAGCUCUUCUGCACCCAUCCCUCAGAGGACCCCUGGAGUUGAACAGAAGUUUGACGGUGAUGGAAGGAGCACAACUGCUCUAUACUCUUCAACCACACCCUCCUCUCAAUCCCAUCAUGCACCUCCUCCCUCAGAACAUCCUGGUCUCGGGGCACGACCGAAUCCCCGGUGUGGUUCCAGCCACCGGCGCUGCGGCGGACUCUUUGCGCAAGCCAGGCUUGCUCAGAAGCCUCCCGUGUGUCUUGGAGCGGCUGUCCGUCUGUCUCCGCCCCUCACUGGAAGGGUUCGAGAGCGACCUGCUGCAGCUGCUGCACACUGACUGCCAGAACACAAACUGGGGUCUGGAGGGGAGCUCGGUGGUGGUGCAGGAGCGUAGACUUCACGUGGGGGUUCAUAACGGCUGGGGCUUUGUGGAGCGGCCACAGGUGAUGGUGUUGGAGCCCGAAUCCGAGGGGACCAGGGGCCGCAGCGGCAGCCUCAGACAGACCUCCGUGGGCAGACUCAGUUCGUCCUCUUCCCAUGUGUUGGCUCUGCGGAAUAACGUGGCGCUGCAUGUUGUGAAGGAGCCAGCGUUCGGCCUUGUUUUCCAGCUGGAAUAUGUCUUCUCUGCACCACUCAGCGGGGAAGGGAAGAUGUCCUCCACAGCCACGUCCAGGACGGCCUUCAUGCAGUGCCUGGGCUGGGGUGUGUGGACCCCCUUUCAGGACACGGACAGCACCAGCAGGGAGGACGUUUGCCUCUCCUUACAAACCGGUGCUCUCCCCAACCCCUGGAGCCUCAUGGUCUACUCCACACCAAAGCAGAGCCAAAGUUCAGAGCAGACAAACGCAGAGAGUGGUAUCAUUAAGUUCAGGUUUUUGUGCAGUGGGGAGAGAAACCCCUCCAGCCCUGCACAAAGACACAGGUCUGAAGAGAUAUUAAAACCAAAGAAGUCCUUCUCCACAGGCCAAGAAGAGAGUAACCAUGAGCUGGUAGCCUCCAAGGGGGUGGAAUCUCUACGGGGUCCAGGGCUCUCCAUCUCUCAGCUGGCAGCGACUUCACGCUACCCGACCAUGAGCCACUCGAUGGGGUCGCCAUGGCAACAGGAGCUCCCCUCGCGGCUCGCCCCCUCCUCGUUGGCAUCAGCCCACCAGUUGUCACAUGUCGAGCGGCCGGCUGCUAACAGCAUAGCUCACCUGGAGGUCAGUGUGAGAGAGAGCCAGGGGCCAGGGACGGAUGCAGGAUCGUCCCUGGAGGAGAGUGAACUACACGAGCUACCCUUCACUCCUGUGCAUGCUCCUGUCAUCGCUCUGGGAACGCAGGUGGCUGGCUCUACUUCAGUAAGCUCCCGUGGCUCUUUGGCCCACCUGUUCUCUGCCAGGUUUCCAGAGAUCCUGGACUGCAAUAACCAGGUGGCUGAGGUUCUCGACCCAACCGAACCGGUGAACUUUAACCCUCAGAGAGAGGAGGCGGACCCUCUGCAGUCCAACACACUCAUUUUCCAGUUCCUCGCCUUCACUAGGGUUCCACAGGCUGGGGUUGGGCCAGAUUGGCCUCGCUCGGUUCAUUUUGCCUUCCAGCUCUAUCGCUUCCCACCCGUUACCACUCAGCGCCUAAUGCUCCUCGAUGCGGACAAGGCCAAGCCCAAAUCCGCCGACAAUUAUCCCUGUGUCCUUGCCCUUAUCAACAAGGACGGCACGGUGAACUCUGGCUCUCAUGGCUUGCAGCUACAGUACUGUGUGGAUGCUGGUUUUCUGAAGCCAGGGGAAAGGCCGUGGCUUCUUCGCUACCUGGCCCUGCACACGCUGCAGCUGGAUGUGUGGGACAGCGAUUCUCUCCUGCUUAUCGGCUCAGCGGCCCUGGAGCUGAAGCAUAUGCUCCGACAGGGGCGACCAGCUGUCCAGGCCACGUAUGAACUGGAGGUCAUUACCACCGACUACCACCAGGAUUCUUGCCUAGGAAACAAGCCCAGCAACAGGCAAAGGGCUGAACCCCCCAUCAACGUCUUCACCACUGUCAGAGGCCGAUUACAUUUACGCCUAGGCAACGUUGGACAUCCUGCUCAAAGGAGUCUGGGUUUCCCCAUUGAGCUGCCUCCUUCACGCUCCUGUGUUAUUCAAGCAUGUGACGGCACACAAGGCUUUGGGGGUGGCAGCGUGUCAGCCAAUAAUAUUCACAACCUCCACGUGAGGAAGGCGGGACGCGCCCGAAGACUGGUUGAGAUUGACGGCCAGUUAGCCAAUCUCCUGCACAGCAGGAAGGGGGUCGGGGAGAGGACCGAAGGGCCACAGCAGGGUGAGACAGAGGAGAUCCGACAACGCAAACUGAACAGGAUGGCAGCCGUUCGCCAGCGCGAGGAACAGGGCCGACCCAGUGACGGCCCCAAGCCCAGCAUAAUGUUGGGGCGAGAGAGUCGUGCACAGCACUUGAGGGAUCUGAAACUGAUUGAGGCUUAUCGCGAGCGCGCUAAAGUGGAGGACAUCACUAACAUGCUUUGCCAAGCCAUAACCACACAGCACACAGUCUACGCCUCCCUCGGAACCGCUGAGUUCUUUGAGUUUGUGCUUAAGAACCCCUUCAAUGUGCAGCAGACUGUCACCAUAGAGUGUUCCGACCCUGAGCUCAGUGUCAUAGUGGAUAGUGAGGAAUGGAAAUAUUUCAAAGAGCUGACUAAAACCCUCACACCUCUGGAAGAGGACAUGUUUCACCUGAAGGAGAACACUUUGACCCCGCAGGUCUACCUAAGACCUAAAGAAUCUGUUCACAUCCCUCUCAAAUACCAAACCUUCCACUGCGACCACUCUCUCCCUUCUCAGUCUUGGAGCAGCUUGAAAAGUGCUAGAAAUCCACAGAUGGCCCAGAAAAAUCAAUCCAGCACACUGCUGACCAAAUCUGUAAAGGUUACGUUCAAGGCGGAGGAUGGCAAGCCGCUGGCGAUAUGCCAGGUAAACGUCGAGCCCACGCCACCUGUCAUCGAUCAGACAUUUCGCUUCUUCCACCCGGAGCUGACGUUCCUUAAGAAAGCCAUCCGCCUGCCACCCUGGGAGAGGCCGGCAGGUGUUGCAGAUGGUUCGGUGCCGGUCUCCGUGCGGUGCAGUGACCCCAAUGUCAUCUGUGACAUCAUGGCGCUCGCACUGGGGGAACCGCAGGACGUGUUUUUCAAAGUGGCCGGCAGCCCCAGUCCUCAAAUAAGGAAAUUCUUCAUAACCGUUUUCACUGACCGGUGGUUAGCGGUUCCUGCCCAGACGUGGGAGGUGUACGUUCAUUACCUGCAGCGGGUAGACGUGAACUGUGCCAGCGGGCAGCUCAGCUGGCACUCCCUGGUACUCCGAGGUACUCAGGCUGUCAGGAAGGUCAAGUGUUACUCUUCUCAUCCUCUGGAGAUACAGAUUGAUCCUUCUGAGGUGUUUGUUCUGCCCCCUGAGGGUGUUCAGGACCUGCAGGUGGGGUUGAGGCCUCUGCGUUCAGGCAGCCGGUUCGUCUACCUGAACGUGGUGGACGUCGAGAACUGCCAGCUGGUGGCCUCCUGGCUUCUCGCUGUCACCUGUCGCCAGCCGAUUGUAACCAAGACCUAUCAGAUUUCAGUGCCUGUAGGAGAGGGAAGGGGCACCAACAAGAAAAUUACCUACACCAACCCGUACCCCAACCGCCGAGUCUUUCAGCUGCGCUCUGACCACCCCGACCUGCUGCAGUUCAAGGAAGAUCAUUUUCAGGUUGGUGGAGGGGAGAUCUACUCUAUCGGCCUUCGCUUUGCGCCGAGCCAGAGUCCUGGCACAGAGGAGAUCCUCAUCUAUAUGAACAAUCAGGAGGACAAGAAUGAGGAGACGUUCUGUGUUAAGGUCCAGUACCAAUAA